Messenger RNA from Onychostoma macrolepis, 10619 nucleotides. RefSeq names its product dedicator of cytokinesis 3 (gene dock3). The transcript has 55 exons. The record is from RefSeq and is a predicted model, not a curated record. Gene Ontology annotation, molecular function: guanyl-nucleotide exchange factor activity; small GTPase binding; GTPase activator activity. Gene Ontology annotation, cellular component: cytoplasm; plasma membrane. Bases 505 to 6807 code for a protein of 2100 amino acids. NCBI's taxonomy places the organism in Eukaryota, Metazoa, Chordata, Actinopteri, Cypriniformes, Cyprinidae. Gene Ontology annotation, biological process: small GTPase-mediated signal transduction.
UCUGUCCAGCAUUUACCGCUACGGCAAAGCGCGUGUCCCGUUAAAGAGCGACAAUCUGCGUCAUGUGACGGCGGACGGACGGAGAGAUGAAGAUGGCGCAGCACCGGCGCUGAAGAGUCUCCCCGUUCACCGCGUAAAAUCACGGAAAAUUGCAUCGAUCACGCGCGAAAGAGCGCCACGCGCGCGCGCGACUCGAGAAACGCUCAAGGUUAGCUCGUCCUCGCGCUGUUUUGUCGGAUUCCAGCGGUAAAUCACGACUGACCGACUCAAUGAAAUAAAUAAAUGAUCGUCUCCAUCCUCAGAUGUUGCUGCCGCCGCAUCCAUAACGGGAGAUCCAGACGCACGGAUGGGAAACCUGAGCUGACGCGUGAAACAUGUCGAUUGUUUCAUCAAACACACGGCUGUGAGAUAAACACGUCUGACGCUCUCCUUUAACUUUAAUGUGUCAUCGUACAUGACAUUUAACCGAAACUCUUCUAAUAUCUUGGUUAUUUUACCGGGAUCAUGUGGACACCGACCGAGGACGAGAAAAUCGGAGUGGUGGUCUGUAGUUUCCGCGGAUCAGUGUCACAUGGUCUGACUCUAGAGCUUGGAGAAACGGUUCAGAUCCUGGAGAAAUGUGAAGGAUGGUACCGGGGAUUUUCCACCAAGAAACCCACAAUCAAGGGGAUCUUCCCAGCCGGCUACGUUCACUUGAAGAAAGCUGUCGUCACGAACAGAGGGCAAUAUGAGACGGUGGUCCCGCUGGAGGACCCCAUCAUCACAGAGGUCACCUCUACGCUGCAGGAGUGGUCUGUCCUGUGGAAGCAGCUGUAUGUGAAGCAUAAAGUCGACCUCUUUUACAAGCUCCGUCACGUGAUGAACGAGUUGAUUGAUCUGAGGCGACAACUGCUUUCAGGCCACCUGACCCAGGAUCAAGUCCGUGAAGUCAAACGCCACAUAACUGUACGACUGGACUGGGGCAAUGAACACUUGGGCUUAGAUCUGGUGCCCAGGAAGGAGUUUGAAAUGGUAGAUGCGGACCAGAUCAGCGUUUCUGAUCUCUACAAAAUGCACCUAUCCAGCAGACACAGCGUCCAGCAAAGCACAUCCCAGGAUGGCGGAAGACAAAGACACGGGGAUUCGUGUCGAAUGCCAGUGCCACACCAUCUCUUUGUCAACCUAAAGAGCUUCACGUACAACACCAUCGGCGAGGACACAGACAUCUUCUUCUCUUUGUAUGACCUGAGAGAGGGCAAGCAAAUUAGUGAGAAGUUUAUGGUGAAACUCAACAAAAAUGGUGGCCCAAAAAACCCAGAGAAGGUCGACCGUCUCUGCGCCCUCUUUACGGACUUAAGCAACAAGGACAUGAAGAGAGAUCUGUACAUUGUGUCCCAGGUCAUCAGGACGGGGCGGAUGUUGUUAAACGACUCGAAGAAAGGCCCCCCUCACGUCCAGUACCGCCGGCCGUAUGGAUGCGCAGUGCUGGCCAUGAGCGACGUCCUUCAGACCAUCUCUGAACUCAAAGAGGAGAAAGACUUUGUGCUCAAAGUUUACACGUGUAAUAAUGAAAACGAGUGGUACCAGAUUCAUGAGAACAUUAUCCGCAAGUCCAGCACCAAAUACACCGCCCCCAGCACUAACUACGGUUUAAUCAUCUCACUACAGCUGUUGAGGGGCGACAUGGAGCAGGUGCGCAGAGAAAACCCCAUGAUAUUCAACCGUGGCGUGGCCAUCACGCGCAAACUGGGCUUCCCUGAUGUGAUCAUGCCAGGCGACAUACGCAAUGACCUCUACCUCACUCUGGAGAGAGGAGACUUUGAGAGAGGAGGCAAGAGCGUUCAGAAGAACAUUGAGGUCACCAUGUAUGUGCUCUACGCUGACGGCGAGAUCCUCAAAGAGUGCAUUAGUCUGGGCUCAGGAGAGCACAACAUCAGCGAGUACCGCUCUUUCGUCCUCUACCACAACAACAGUCCGCGCUGGAGUGAGGUCAUCAAACUGCCCAUCCCCAUAGACCGCUUCCGCGGGUCCCAUCUGCGCUUUGAGUUCAGACACUGCUCAACAAAGGACAAAGGAGAAAAGAAGCUUUUUGGCUUUGCUUUCACUCCGCUUAUGAGGGAAGAUGGCACCACAUUGUCAGAUGAGAGCCAUGAGCUUUACGUCUACAAGUGUGAUGAAAACACCACCUUCAGUAACCACGCGCUGUACCUGGGUCUGCCCUGCUGUAAAGACGACUUCAACGGCUGCCCCAACAUCCCGUCCAGCCUCAUAUUCCAGCGCAGCACUAAGGAAACCCUCUGGAUAUCCACUCAGCUCUCUUCCACCAAACUAACACAGAAUGUCGAUCUACUAGCAUUGUUGAAGUGGAAAGCCCAUCCAGACCGUGUAAUGGACAUUUUGGGGCGAUUGCGGCAUGUCUGUGGGGAAGAAAUAGUCAAAUUUCUUCAAGACAUCCUCGACACACUGUUCUCCAUUCUGGAUGACAACACAGACAAAUAUGGACCCCUGGUGUUUCAAUCACUGGUGUUCAUCAUCAAUCUGCUCCGGGACAGUAAGUUUUAUCACUUCCGGCCUGUGAUGGACACAUACAUCCAGAAGCAUUUUGCUGGAGCACUGGCUUAUAAAGAGUUGAUUCGCUGUCUGAAGUGGUACAUGGACCGAUCAGCAGAAGUUGUUCGACAGGAUCACAUCCAGGAAGCCAUGAGGGCUCUAGAGUACCUGUUUAAAUUCAUCGUCCAGUCACGGAUCCUCUACUCCCGGGCCACCUGUGGGAUGGAGGAGGACCAAUUUCGGGCUAGCAUCCAGGAGCUUUUCCAAUCCAUCCGUUUCGUGCUCAGUCUGGACAGCCGCAGCUCUGAGACACUAAUUUUCACCCAGGGUCCCCAGCCAACUACAGGACAAGCCACCACCAACCAGGGCAACUGCUUGCAGCCGUUGAGCUGCACUGCCCCACGGCCCUCUCCGCUGUCUGCUGCCCUACUCAACUCCUUCCCAGCUAUUUUUGACGAGCUCCUGCAGAUGUUCACAGUGCAGGAAGUGGCAGAGUUUGUGAGGGGAACUCUGGGUAGCAUGCCUAGUACAGUCCACAUCGGUCAGUCCAUGGAUGUGGUCAAGCUGCAGUCCAUUGCUCGGACAGUGGAUAGCAGGCUUUUCUCUUUCCCAGAAUCAAGGAGAAUUCUCCUUCCUGUUGUUCUCCAUCACAUUCAUCUGCAUCUGCGCCAACAGAAGGAGCUUCUGAUCUGCUCGGGAAUCCUGAGCAGCAUUUUCUCCAUUAUUAAGAGCAGCUCAUUGGAGAGCUCUGUGCAGGAGGAGGUAGAGAUGAUGGUGGAGAGUUUGUUGGAUGUGUUGUUGCAGACGCUGUUGGCCAUCAUGAGUAAAUCUCAGUCUCAGGAGGCGGUAAGAGGGCAGCGCUGUCCACAGUGCACGGCUGAGAUCACUGGGGAGUAUGUGUCCUGCUUGUUGUCCCUCCUGCGUCAAAUGUCGGACAUUCAUUUUCAACACCUUCUGGACAACUUCCAAAGCAAAGAGGAGCUAAAGGAAUUUUUGCUGAAGAUUUUCUGUGUGUUCAGAAACCUGAUGAAGCUCAGUAUAUUCCCACGUGACUGGAACGUCAUGCGACUGCUGACCAGCAAUAUCAUUGUGAGCACAACUCAGUAUCUGUCGCCUGCUCUCCAUAAAAGCUUUACGGAUGCUGACUUUGAUUUUAAGGUGUGGAAUUCGUACUUCAGUCUGGCAGUGUUGUUUAUCAACCAGCCCAGUCUACAGCUGGAGACUCUGACACCAGCCAAGCGGAAGAAGGUCUUUGACAAGUAUGGUGAUAUGAGGGUCAUGAUGGCUUAUGAGCUGUUUAGCAUGUGGCAGAAUUUGGGUGAGAAUAAGAUCCACUUCAUACCAGGAAUGAUUGGCCCAUUUUUGGGUGUGACGCUUGUACCGCAAAAUGAAGUCCGAAAUAUAAUGAUCCCCAUCUUCCACGAUAUGAUGGACUGGGAACAGAGAAAGAACGGCAACUUCAAACAGGUGGAGGCAGAAUUGAUAGACAAACUGGACAGUCUGGUGUCUGAAGGCAAAGGAGACGAGAACUACAGAGAACUCUUCAGUUUGCUAACUCAACUGUUUGGGCCGUACCCCAGUCUGCUGGAGAAGAUCGAGCAGGAGACCUGGAGGGAGACGGGUGUCUCUUUUGUCACAUCUGUCACGCGCCUCAUGGAACGACUGCUGGACUACAGAGAUUGCAUGAAAGGCGAUGAGACGGAAAACAAGAAGAUCGGCUGCACUGUUAACCUGCUGAAUUUCUACAAGUCGGAGAUUAAUAAAGAGGAGAUGUACAUCCGAUACAUUCACAAGCUGUGCGACAUGCACCUGCAGGCCGAAAACUACACAGAGGCGGCAUUCACGCUCCUGCUGUACUGGGAGCUGCUCCACUGGGAGGAAAGACCCCUCCGAGAGUUCCUGCACUAUCCUGCACAGAGCGAAUGGCAUCGCAAAGAGGGUCUCUGUCGUAAAGUUAUCCACUACUUCAACAAGGGAAAGUGCUGGGAGUACGGCAUCCCGCUGUGCCGUGAACUAGCCUUCCAGUACGAGUCCCUGUACGAUUAUCAGAGUCUCAGCUGGAUACGGAAAAUGGAGGCGGCAUAUUAUGACAACAUCAUGGAGCAGCAGCGACUAGAGCCGGAGUUCUUCAGGGUGGGAUUUUAUGGUCGGAAGUUUCCCUUCUUCCUCAGGAAUAAGGAGUUUGUUUGUCGAGGGCAUGACUACGAGAGACUCGAAGCCUUUCAGCAAAGAAUGCUGGGAGAAUUUCCACAAGCUAUCGCCAUGCAGCACCCAAAUCAACCAGAUGAGGGGAUUUUACAGGGUGAAGCCCAGUACCUCCAGAUCUACGCCGUGACUCCAGUUCCAGAAAACAUUGAUGUGCUGCAGAUGGACCGUGUGCCGGACCGCAUCAAGAGCUUCUACAGAGUCAAUAAUGUCAGACGCUUCCGUUAUGACCGGCCCUUCCACAAGGGGCCCAAAGACAAGGACAAUGAAUUUAAGAGUCUCUGGAUCGAGCGGACCACACUUAUCCUCACCCACCCUCUGCCCGGGAUCUCCCGCUGGUUUGAGGUGGAUAAGCGUGAGCUGAUUGAGGUUAGUCCGCUGGAGAACGCCAUAUAUGUGGUGGAGAACAAGAACCAGGAGCUGCGCACCCUCAUCAGUCAGUACCAGCACAAGCAGCUUCACGGAAACAUCAACCUGCUCAGCAUGUGCCUCAACGGGGUGAUCGACGCUGCCGUCAACGGAGGAAUCGCCAGAUACCAGGAAGCGUUCUUCGAUAAAGAGUACAUUAGCAGUCACCCAGAGGAUACGGAGAAGAUCACCCAACUCAAGGAUCUGAUGCAGGAACAGGUUCACAUCCUCGGCAUGGGUCUGGCCGUCCAUGAGAAACUAGUGCAUCCAGAAAUGCGUCCCCUGCACAAGAAGCUGAUCGAUCAGUUCCAGAUGAUGAGGAGCAGCCUCUGUCAUGGCCUGCCCGGUCUGGAUAAGCUGAGUCCGGCCUGCUCAGGGUCCAGCACCCCACGCGGCAUCCUCGCCACCCACAGUCCCAUGAGUCCUGAAAGUAUCAAGCUCAUGCACCGGCACAGCCCUCUGAAUGUGUUGGGCUCUGUCCGCCACUCCUCCUCUUCUCUCUCCUCUCACACCUCCAGUGAGACAGGAAACCUGCUCAUCCUGACAGACAGUAUGAUGGAGCACCCGGAGGACCUCUACCGCAUGCAGCCCAGUCCAUCAUCAUCCAGUUUGAGCUCGACACAUUCAGCUCCGUCUCAGAUGAUCAACUCAGGGCACGGCAGCAUUAGAGUUGGAUCCCCAUCACUACCUGACAGAUACAGACACAACCGAGAGCUGUUAAUGCUCCUACCACCACACAGGGACCGUCCCAGCAGUGCCAUGUACCCCAACAUUACCGAGAAUGGACAGCCUACUAACCAUCAGAGGGCUCUUUACCAUCAGGUCAUUGGUCCCUGCAAACCCUGCAGUGACCCCAAUCUCUCUGUGGCUGAUAAAGUGUUGACAGCUCCCAGCAGCUGGAGUUUGGACAGUGGCACCAGGGACACUCUGCCGUUCCUCUCUGCUCAUGUCGGGAGUGUGAUGGCCCCACCCGUUCCCCCCCGCACCCUUCCUCCCGGACACUUCUCGAUGCACUUUGAUGCUUUCCACCACCAGAUCAACGAACUCCCUCCAGCUCUCCCCGCGCGCUCUUUAAGAAAGUCGCCCCUGCACCCUAUACCUGCCUCACCCACCAGUCCACAAUCGGGCCUGGAUGGCAGUAAUUCCACCUUGUCCGGCAGCGCCAGCAGUGGCGUCUCCUCCUUGAGCGAGAGCAACUUCGCCCAGUCCUCCUCCGAGCCUCCGGCUCGAGCCGACACCUUGGACUCGAUGCCGAGCAGCCAGGCCUGGACCACGGACACGGAGGAAGCCGAGAGUCCCUACCUCCCUGUACGUUACAGCGUCUCCGAGCCUGAAGUUCUGGACCCUCUCAAGCCCUCUCCCUGCCGUAGUCAUUCAGCCCCAUUGGGCGUAACCCCAGGGAUGCCCACCGAUGGGCACCACCAUCAUCAUCUCCAUCUCCACCAUCACCACCCACAUGCAAUACACAUCACCCAUCCGCACUACCACCACCAUGAGCCUGCACCUGCUCUGCCUCCCAAACCUUACCUGAGGGAAGGGUGUAUCCCUGAAGAGGACCUGAGGCCGGUUCCAAGGCCAAUGCCCCGCAAGAUCUCCCAGCCUCUGCUCACUAACAAGGAGGAGCAGGCCAAGGUGGCCUGGGAACAUGGCAUCAGCGAAGAAUAGAUGAAGAGAAAGGUUAAGCUUGGACUGUUGGCUUUAGUGUGAUAGGUGGUUGGGUUUUGGGAAAGUCCCAAGAAUCGACUGGGUUUGAACCUCUACUUCUCAUGUAUCCAGUGUAGGUCUCUGAAACCUUUUAAGAAGUGCUUGACAUGUUGCUGAGCUUCUACAUGCUAGUGAGACAUUUUGUUGUGUGCUUAGUGGUUGUUGAUUGGGAGUUGCCCAGGAAACUUGAGUUCAAACUGCUUGUAGAGCCCAAGCUACUUCCCCUCAUUAGUUUCCGUAUAUUGAUUGGAUAAUACAGAUAUGGUCCCGAAAGGUACGAAAACAGACUUUCAGAUGAAACAGGAAGCACAAAAUCACAUUCAGGUGGUUUUCAGGUAUACCAGAUCCAAGCGUUUUGUGUCCUAAGAGAGAGAUACACCUCUUGUCAAGGUCUACAACUUAUUAACACUUCAUAAUCAUCAGUUUUGAUUGAUUGACAUUACACACCUUUAAAAAGAGUGUUGAUAAACCUUACCAAUAGACGUUGUUCAGUUCUGGUUGGGUUGCACUUUAGCACUUAACCUUGGAGCACCAAAUACCUUAUUAUUUUUGUCUAUAUAUAUUUUUUAAACUAAUUAUUUAAACAUAAUUUAGAAAGUGGUCAAAAGUGGAUCUGUGGUUCCUUAGCUAGUGGCUAAAGUUCACUUUCAUCUAGGUAGCCCACAUAAGGGUGGAUUUCAGAUCCAUGAAGAUAUCUUCAUUGACUAAACAUUCUCAUCUCUUCUGACAAGAUAUUCCCAAUCCACAAUGCUUAAGCCUCAGACGUGAUUUUAUUAACACAGUGGUUGAUAUAACAUGCUAACACUUCAUUACCGACCUAAAAACACUUAACAGAACGUCUGCUACCUCCUGCACGCUUGCGGGAAGCUUCUCCUCAGAGAGAAUCUGCACUGAUGUGACAGUAAGAGGCUUUUACAAUCUUCGUAAAGCCUCAUUACACCCACAAUAUUGUCGUGCUGCGAAAGCAAAUCAGCCGCUCUCAACGCUACUACCCCGUUACGCUAAUAACACAACAGCCAAAACGCUGUUAAAUCAAAGCCAUUUCACAGAUGUCUCCUCACGGUAAAGCGGCUUUCGGUCUCAGUAGGUUCCUUUUGGGAAUUGAUUUCCGUUCCUCCGAGUUGACAGUUUUCAUAAAGAAGUAUAUUUUUAGAUAGAGCUGUUAUAAAAUUCCAAGACUUUAAUAUAAUUGUAAAGUAUUAAAAAAUACAAAAAGAGAGUUAGAAUAAAUACAGCGUAGAUUAUAUCAUAUACUAUAUUGCUAUGAAAGAUUAUAUCACAUAUUUCUAAAGAUGGAAACGAGGCAAGAUUCAUGAGUGUGUUUUAUGUUGCGAGUUGAGUGACUUCGAUAAGUCUUUCAGCUGCUGACAGAUGCAAAUUUGGUACCUGAUGUUCUUUGCAUAUUAACUGCUGACGACUUGAACGUAUGUGUUAUUUAAAAAGCUAAUUUUUAUGUACAAUGUGCAUGUUCUCUUCAAUGGUGGUGAUAAUAUUACGCUACAUCACUUGAAGGGAGGGUCUGGUAGAGGUAUUGCUUGUACUGUAUAUCUACACAUCCUCAUCCACAACACCAUUAACUAGCAUUUCAUGUCAUGUGAAACUGUUAAUUAUAUAAGCAAAACACUGCAUAUUGAGUUUGGAGUAAACUUAAGCGGCAGGAAAAACUUAAAUCUGUUGGCCCAUUUUAAUUUCAUGUUCCAAAAGAAAUCAAGAACAUGCAUCCAAGAAAGUGACAAAUGGUAAAAUCUAUAUUUUUAACGUUAAUCUUUUAUUUUUAUUUUUUUGUAUUAUUGAUAUUAUGGGUAUUGUACCGUUAAUUUUAGAAUCUAAUCUUGUUUUUUUUUUUUUUUUUUUCUUCCUGCACUGUUAGGCCUACGCAAAUUUAUGAUGUGGUUUAAUUUGGUUUUAUAUCACUUAAUUACAAAAAUACGUUAUGGGUUUGAAAAGUACUUUUUUUAUUUAUUAAAAGUUCUGGUAUACAAACACAAAAGUAUAUACUUAAGGCUGCUCGUAAUAUGAAAUGUACUUCAACACCAAUACUUAGAGAAUAUCAAAGGCAAAAGGCAAGUUUUAGGUGAUCUUGCAGCGUUUUUGUGUGACUGAUAGUUCAUCACUAAAGGCCUUUUUAUUGACAGGGAAACAAAUACAUGCAAUUGUUUCGAUAGAGAGGACCUUCUUUAGAUGUGGGAAUUUCUAAUUCAUUACAUUACUAAUAUUCCCAUCGGUUUUCCUUCAGUCAGACAUCAAGUGCAAUUGUAUCUCCAUUCUGUCUAGUCAUUUGUAUGCACUUCCUCCUGAAGUAAAACUUAGGUAACUGGUGAUGGUAUGCAUUUGUAGAUUAUUAUUUAUUAUUAUUGGUUUUUGUUUACUUAAUUAUAGACGUAUAAUGAUGAAGUAAGAGUGUUAUGUCUCCUAAGACACAUAGAAAUGGUUUGACUGAUGAGUUAUUAAUAAUAAUUUAUAUUAACCUUAAUAUCUCAAGGUUAAUGAAUCAUUUUAUACGCAUUAAAUAUCGAAUGAUCAGGGAAGGAACUGGAAUCUAUGCAAAGAUCGAGUGUUAUAAGAGAAAGUGUAUCUGUGAUGGCCCAUUCUUUGAAAAUUAGCACUGAUAAACUAAAAAGCAUUAAUAUUUAUUGUAUUGUUUUGAGCAUUUCUUAUAAUGGCUUUCUAGACAUUUUGCAUGUAAAUACAGACUGACGGAUACUGUGUGUCUUGUAUUCAUUCACCAUUAUAAUUUUGCUUGCAUAUUCAAGCAAAAAAUAAGUUUAAAACGUAUUAUAAUCACAAUUCAUCAAAUGAAGGUUACUCAUUUGGCACAAGCAACCAUGUAAAAAACGAGUGUACAUAUUUUACAUGUUUGAUAUCUCCGUGGAGGCAAGUUUUGGAUUCAGAGUUUCAGAUUGAGGGUGACAUUUUAUUUUUUACAUGAUAAGGUUGCCCUGAUCAGCAUCUAUAAUUCAUUAACUUCUGUUCAUGUAUACAGCGAUAAGUGUGAAUCGCUAAUGAAAUAUUGGGUUUAUUUUCCUGUAUUUUGCUGAAAGGAUUGUUUGCCAUAUAUUGGAAAUGACCGUUUCUGGUAAUCUAAGAGAAUGAAAUUGGUGAGUAAAGGGAAAAACUUUUUUUUUUUUUGUCUCUGUACAUAUGAGUAAAGAUGGAUACUAAACGCUCUGGUCUGCAUUACAGUUCGUACCACACCAUGUUCGGCUUUAUUUUGUGUAUAUAAUCCUUCAAAAGCUUUGUAUUUAUAUGGUCAAGAGGGACAAAUCAUGUAUAGACUGAGAUUAAUUGUCUGCCUUGUACUUUCUGAUGUAAAUGUGUUUUUAAAACUAAACUGCGAACGUGAAAAAAGAAAAAAAAAAAUCUUUCAAUGGCCUAAUCACUACAGUUAUUUUGUGUAUUUUGCAUUUAAAUCUGAAGAGCGUUUUGUUUUACCAUGCAGAACUACGAAAACCUUUGUACAAGUAUUCUCAAAGUAUUUUUUCUGUAUAUAUUGUGCUAGCAUGAAUAAUUGUGGUGUGGAUUUUAGAUGUAAAUACACACUUUUUUUUUUUCCUACUCACUUAACCGCUGUGACGUGUAAUUCAUUAAUAAUGCCUAAUAUUAAAGAUAAUGUUUUAUCGACUGAUAUUUGCCUUCCUUUCUUUCUUUGGAAUAGAGUGUAAAUUCUAUACAAUCAGCAUUUCUUUCUUUCUAUUUAGUUCAAAAUAUUUACAGCAUUUAUGAAAUACCCAUAAAGGGCCAUUCUGUAGAACCCUGUUUCUGCCACUGAAUAA